This is a messenger RNA of Malus domestica (apple), 5288 nucleotides long. RefSeq lists its product as uncharacterized. Gene Ontology annotation, molecular function: ATP binding; protein serine/threonine kinase activity. Gene Ontology annotation, biological process: peptidyl-threonine phosphorylation; mRNA cis splicing, via spliceosome; peptidyl-serine phosphorylation. The record is from RefSeq and is a predicted model, not a curated record. Lineage: Eukaryota; Viridiplantae; Streptophyta; Magnoliopsida; Rosales; Rosaceae.
AAAAUCUCAUAAAUUAAGACGAAAUAUCUCGCUGGCUCACGACUCUCUGACAAAACCCCAAAAGCAGAAAAACGACAAAAAACCAGCUCCUAACCCUAGAUUUCCCGAUGGCCAGCGACGCCCAGGACUCACAUCGCAAGCACCGCCGGGCCUCUUCCGACGACGACGAGGCCGUCGAGAAGUCGUCCAAGCGCCACAAGCACAGACACCACCGCCGCCACCACCGUCACCGUCACGGGAGCAAAAAGCGCGAAGAGGAGACCAAGACCGUCGUCGACGAUGUCGAAGCUCCUCCAUCGCCGCCUGUUAAGUUAUCUGAUUCCGGUGUCAAUGGUUCUAUGCCUGUUGAAGACGUGGAGGAAGGCGAAAUUCUCGACGAGGAGGGUGUCGGUGGUCGGGACGACGGCGUUUUGAAGACGACAGCGGGCUCUGAUGCAGAGUCUGGUGAAAUUGAGGCUCCUGGAGUCGGCGAUCAUUCUAAUAAGCGGAAUCUGAGAGACAAUGACAUUGAUAAAAAUACAAAAACUGGGGUAGACCUCAGUGGUGAUGAUGAUACCAGCGGUCAUGUUGUUGGUAAGUCUUGGAAUGAGGCUAGUUUGCCUAGAGAUUCUAGUGUUGAGCCUCAAGAUGAAUUAGUUUCCAGUGGUAGUGUAAAGGAUGAUGCCAAUGGAGACUUGGCUUUUCACAAAGAGGAGAAGAGGCGACACAGGGAGUUUGGGUCCCCUUCUAGAGGAAGUGAUAAGCUAAAGAAUUACUAUGAUGAUGAAAAAGAAGACAGGGGUAAAUUAGCAUAUCGAAAAAAGGCGUCAUCUGGAAGUAGUGGGGACAAAUACAAUACCUUGGUGCGCUCACCAUCUGGUGAUAGGCGCGGUGAUGAGCUGCACGGUAGGAGCAGAUCAAGGUCAUACGAUCCUGUGAGGGAGAGAUCUCGCUCCCGUAGUGUAAUAGAAGAAGAGUCUCUUUCGAAAAGGAGAUGUUAUCAUGAACGGGACAGCUCAAUAUAUGUUCAGAAAAGCAAGGCUGUGCGCGGCUCUGAUGAUGAAGGAAUGGCUCGGGGUAUUGACAGUGUUGAUCCGAUGAGGGAUGAUGAAAGGGAACACAAUAUUAGGUAUAGCAGAUACUCUGGAUUAGGUCGUAGUCGAGAAAGAGAGAGAAGUAGGGAGAGGGAGGCGGAUCAGGAACGGAGAAGGGAGAAAGAUCAAGAAAGAAUCAGGGACAGGGAACGGAGAAGGGAGAAAGAAAGAGAAAGGAGUAGUGACAGGAAAAGAGGAAUAGGACGAGACCAUAGCAGGGAAAGAGUGGUUGAUAUGGAAAGGAGAAGGGAAGAGCGGCAUAGGAGCAGGGACAGGAAUAGGGAUGAUAAUAAUAGGAGCAGGGACAGGGUCAAGGAUGAUAGGGACAGAAAUAUGGAGAGGGGCCGAGAUAGGGACAGAAUUACAGACCGAAAAUGGGAGCGGCGAGAUGAUAGAGACUGGGAUAGGGGUCGAGCUAUGGAGAGGGAGAAAUAUGAAAAUCAUGAGGAUAGCUAUGGAAAUCGAGAUAGGCAUAAACAUUCUGCUCGAUCAAGGCAUGAUGAAAAAGAUAUGACCAGGACAGAAGAAGUAAAACUGAUCCAGGAAAGGUACAGAGUCCAAAGAAUUUCUGUUGAAGGUGAUGAAGGCACGAAAGAAAGAGAUGAAGAUGAAGAAGAAGGCAUUCAAGUUGCUGGCCAGGAAGAGGAUGAUGUGGAUAGAAUAAAGGAAGAGUCUCGAAGAAUAAAACAAGCCAUCUUAGAAAAAUAUAAAAGUCAGCAGUCACAACAUACAAAUGAGUUGGGUCUACGAGAACAAACUGAGUCACAGUUGCAGCAGCAAUUUGAGCCUCAGCCUUUGGAGCAAUCAGCAGAUAAAGGUCCUGCAGAUCAUCUGGAGCAAUCAGCAGCUGCUGUCCAACCUGGUCUAGAAACUGACGAUGGAAGGAGUGAUGGAGAUGUGUCUGUUGCUGCAUUUUCUGUUUCACCUCAACAGAAUGGUGCUGAUACUUCUAGAAUGCCUUCUGGUGCCACAGGGCUUGGAGAGGGUACUCCAGAGAGUGAAGGAGCUGUUGGCGUUGAUGAUAUCUUUGGUGAGACCCCGGUUGGAGUACGAAAAUUGGGAAAAGGAGAUCAUGUACGAAUUGAAAGGAGUGGUCUUCAUGAUAACUGGGAUGAUGCAGAAGGGUACUACAGUCACCGUUUCGGAGAAUUACUUGAUGCUCGGUAUGAAAUCACUGCUGCUCAUGGGAAGGGUGUCUUUUCAACAGUAGUCCGUGCAAAGAACCUUACAGUUGGUAAUGGUGAACCUGAAGAAGUGGCAAUUAAGAUUAUACGGAGCAAUGACACUAUGUUAAAGGCUGGUAUGACUGAGUUGACCAUAUUGAAGAAAUUAGCGGGUCAUGAUCCAGAUAAUAAGCGCCACUGUGUUCGUUUUCUGUCGAGUUUCAAGUAUCGAAAUCAUCUUUGUUUAGUGUUUGAAUCCCUUCAUAUGAAUCUUCGCGAGGUCUUAAAGAAGUUUGGGCGCAAUAUUGGUCUUAAGCUAACUGGCGUCAGAGAAUAUGCUAAGCAACUUUUUAUUGCACUGAAGCAUUUAAAGAACUGUGGUGUCCUUCAUUGUGAUAUAAAGCCAGAUAACAUGCUGGUAAAUGAGUCAAAAAAUGUGUUGAAGCUGUGUGAUUUUGGUAAUGCCAUGUUCGCUGGAAAGAAUGAAGUUACACCAUACCUCGUCAGCCGCUUUUAUCGUGCUCCUGAAAUAAUUCUUGGCUUGCCUUAUGAUCAUCCACUGGAUAUCUGGUCAGUUGGAUGCUGUUUGUACGAACUUUAUACAGGAAAAGUUCUUUUUCCCGGUGCUACAAACAACGAUAUGCUACGUCUUCACAUGGAACUGAAAGGCCCUUUCCCAAAGAAGAUGCUUCGGAAGGGAGCUUUUACACAUCAACAUUUUGAUCAGGAUCUGAACUUCCAUGCUACAGAAGAUGAUCCUGUUACAAAGAAGGCAAUCAAUCGGGUGAUUUUUAAUAUAAGGCCAAAAGAUAUUGGAUCACUUAUUACGGGUUCUGGUGAGAAUGCAAAGAUGCUAGCUGAUUUUAAAGAUCUUUUAGAUAAAAUGUUUGUAUUGGAUCCAGAGAAGAGGUUGACAGUAUCACAAGCUUUGAACCAUCUAUUCAUCACUGGCAAGUGAACCCUGUUGCUGCUUUACUGACUCCAGAAUUCCUAUUGAGCUAGAUAUUUGUACAUUUGACCUAAUUUAUACAGUUUCUAAUAAUUGGGCAUUAUCUCUCUUCUCUGUGAUGGCCUGAGAGCUUUUGGCACAGUUUUGGCAUGGUUGAAGUCAAAAGGGGGUGAUGUUUUGGUCAGGAGUACUCAUUACUGGCGGGGGUUCUUUCAGUGGAUUGUACUGUUUCUAUCGUAAGACAACUAGCCAAAGGCGUCUUUUCCCCCCUGUAAUCAUUCAUGGAUAUGUGAUAAUGCUAUGAGGCAACCCUCCAGUGCUUAGAUGCUUAAAAGGAACCCAGGAGAAGGUACCUUGGUUUUUCUUAUUAGGAGAAUAUUGUGAGGGACUUAGAAAUAAAUGUCAUUCUGAUGCAUGCUUUGCCUUUCUGUUGUUCCUAGAUAAAGCUACUGGGUCGCUUGGAAACCUAUUUAAAUUGAAUCUUAGUGUCACUGCUCUAGAUUAAGUUGGCUUCUUUUUGGUGUGGGGAUGGUUACUUUAUUUACUUACUCGAGUAUUAGUUAUCUGAAGUGUAUGUGCAUGUGCAUGCAUUCUGAAAUGUGCAUUGGAACUUCUAAAUCAGGGUUCAGUUGAUGCGUUGUACCAUGUCAUGUUUGUUUUCUUUGACGUGUUGUAUUCAGACAUCUAUGUUUUUCUUUCAGUCUGUCUGUGCUUGAGAGCGUUGUAUGUUACUUUUUGUUUGUUUGUUUUACCUUUUAAAUAAAUACAUAUCCUAAUGAGAUUGCAUUGCAUCUGAUUCAUGGCCAUUCUGGAGGCACUUGCACAGGAGGCAUGAGGCUGCUGCUGGAUCUAUAACAAAUUCAGAGGUAUGGCCCCCAUGCUCCUGCUCCUGCGCCAUCUGUAAGUAUAUUUAUGUCUAACUUGGUGUGCAUUUUGUGUGAAGUGAAAUUUAAAUAAGGCUAUAACUUUGACACUGGCUAAAACAGUUGUGUUAAGACUUUAGGAACCUAAAGAAAACACAAUUUAAUUCCUAUUGAAAAAUUAAAACAUAACUAGCAUAAUUAGUUUCCCUUGAAACUGAUGUACUUAUGGAGGUUGCUUAACCUUAUUCGAUUUCGCGACAUUGAUCAGCACUUUUGAACACCUGGAAGGAUACAAUGCCAUGAAAUCAAAUAAGGUUAAGCCACAUUGUCGGCCUGCACAUUCAGGGGUUGAUUCUUGUUAUUUGUUGGCUACUCAAAAAUAUUGCCUGUGCGGAUGUGCUUUAUUUGUUUUGGCUUCUCUGGUACACCCGACUUUAGUUUUUUCUUAACACUUCAAAUCUUUUGUUGUACUUCCAUAGUAUCAUAGCUUUACUCAUAUUUUUCUCUAAGCCCAACUUCUCUGUGAGGUUAUCAUGAAUUGAAGGAUACCAUUUGCUUAUGAUUCUGUUGUCCGUUUUGUUUGAUGAGCGUGAAAGAACAUGCUAUUUUUCUUGCCCACCGUUUUCAAUUAUUACCUUGCAUUGUCGUUUUAUGCACAUAUGCCAGUUUUGGAAUCAUUGAUAAGCUCGAUUGUUAUCAUAAUUUGGUUUGUAACGUGUUUUUGGUGUAAUUAGUUAUGGUUUUACUCUGGUUUUUGUUUGAUGUCACCGCCAACAACUUCUCCCUGAUCUAAUAUACUCUUAGUUCACGUUAAGCCGGGUUGAUUUGUAAUUGGAGAUGAAACCCAAGAGGGUCUUUGAUUUCUUCAAUCCUUCUGGAUUUGGAUUGAUUUUUUAGGGGGCUCGGUCCGUUUUUCUUGGUCUGGUGUUAUUCUUUGUUUGUGGCUACAAUAGCCAAGAUUUGCUCUUUAUCCCUGCUGUCUACAACGUGAAGAAAGUCAUUUUUUCGAUUUUCCACCAAAGUUUUAUUCGAAAUUAGACGAUGCAAGGGUCUGUUUCCUUUUGGUUACGGACAUGCAUAUAGCAAGGGAAUAGAGACAUAAUUUUUGUAAUACUUAAUUUACUAUAUAGUACGGCAACUACUGUUGAUACUGUAUAUUUCAAUCGAUUCUGUAAGGAGAUGGAUUUGUUCUCCAACGUUUGAUGCCGAAAAUUGUUUAAUUUUACUGAAUCUUUAUAUA